CAAAUCUAGAUCGGACAAUCUCCCCGGAAGUUUGAGUCAUUUACGGAAGUUUGUAAUUGGUGAAGCUUUAGCAACUAUCUACAUGUAUUUUAUUUUAAUAGUGUUUACAACAACGUCUAUGCAGCGUGGCUGUUUUUUAAAGAAUAUACAAACGUUAAAAUGUCUAACUUGAAAGAGUACAUCGACAAACUGUCUCGUGUUUAUGAGCGGUACACAGAGUAUGUUCGAGGAAAUCCAGCAGCAACAGCACAGCUGGAGACCACAGUGCGGACCGUGUCCUACCUGAUCGCAGGACGAUUUGCAGAUUCCCACGAACUAUCUGAACUUGUGUACUCCGCUUCCAACCUCCUUGUGCUGUUCAAUGACAGCAUUCUGCGCAAAGGGCUGAGGUGUGCCCUGACUGUGUCCAUCUCACAGCAGAGAAUCCUCACCUGGCUCUCUGUAUUGGAAUAUAUGGAGGUAUUCCUGGAGAUGGGGUUCCAGAAGGUGUGCGGUGAGGUUGGCCGGUGGCUAGUCAUUGGGCUCCUUCAAAUGUUUAAGGCCAUUAUGCGACUUGUGCUUCUUUUGUGGUAUAAAUCUGGCAUCCAGACUUCACCUCCAAUCAUCCCGCUUGACAGAGGUGCAGAGAUAAGUGUUGAAGAUAGUCAUGUGGAGCAGCAAGAUGACACUUGCUUUGUGGGCCAGAGGUCAGGACGGGUCAUCAGAUCACUGGGCAGUGCUCCAUCUGUGUGUAGAGCAGCCAGCCUAAAGAACAAGAGAAGACAGAACUUGAAGGAGGAGAAGCUCCACAGUAAACCAACAUCCCUGCUGCUCCAGGAGACCAUCGCUGAGACUGUGUACAUCAGUCGUCCCCUUGUACAUUUACUAUGCCUCGGACUGUGUGGGAAACAGUCUUGGAAACCAUGGAUCAUCUCUGCAGCUCUUGAACUUUCCAGCUUUGCGGUGCUCCAUGAGAAGAAGAAGUUUGACAACAGAUGGGAGAGAGAAGAGAUGAGAAGGAGAACCUUUAUUUUGCUCUACUACCUUGUUCGUUCUCCGUUUUAUGACAUAUAUUCAGAGGAAAAGAUUGUUUUCCUGCUGCGACUUCUGGCCAAUCACGUGCCAGGAAUAGGCCUUGUCGCACGGCCUCUCAUGGAUUACUUGCCCAGCUGGCAGAAGAUAUACUUCUACAAUUGGGGAUAAAAGUCACCACUUCCAAUCAAAUGAACUCUUGAGAAGUCAGUUUUUAAUAAACAUUUUGCCAUC
Molecule: messenger RNA, 1245 nt
Organism: Entelurus aequoreus (snake pipefish)
Lineage: Eukaryota; Metazoa; Chordata; Actinopteri; Syngnathiformes; Syngnathidae
Gene: pex16
Product: peroxisomal biogenesis factor 16
Exons: 11
Coding region: 160-1182 (340 amino acids)
Biological process (GO): peroxisome organization
Cellular component (GO): peroxisomal membrane
Source: RefSeq, a predicted model, not a curated record